Lodderomyces beijingensis is the source of this 537-nucleotide messenger RNA. NCBI's taxonomy places the organism in Eukaryota, Fungi, Ascomycota, Pichiomycetes, Serinales, Debaryomycetaceae. The record is from the annotation of a GenBank genome assembly.
AUGAGUACAAGUACAAGCACGGGCUUACCACCCAAUUGGACCAUCAAGAUCUCGAAAACACACAAUAAAGAAUACUAUUUAAACCAAUCGACGAAAGAAUCGUCGUGGGAUCCUCCCUACGGCACCAAUAAAGAACAGUUAGCUUUGUAUAUACAGAGAUUGAAGAACAACGGCUAUAAACCACUUGCUAAUGAAGAAGGGAAAGUGAGGAUAAGCCAUAUUCUCAUUAAGAACAGCUCAUCGAGAAAGCCCAAAUCAUGGAAAUCACCGGAUGGAAUACUGAUAUCACGAGAUGAAGCCAUCGCUGUGGCCAAAAAGCAUCUAGUCAAGAUUUUGAAUGGCGAAGCUACCUUUGCUGACAUUGCUGAAACUGAAAGCGACUGCAGUUCCCAUUCCCGCGGUGGCGAUUUGGGAUUUUUCGGGAAGCGCGAAAUGCAGCCAGCGUUUGAAACUACGGCUUUUGGCUUACAUGUUGGCGAAAUCAGUGAUGUUAUUGAAACCGACAGCGGCAUUCAUAUACUUCAAAGAACUGGUUAG